Naegleria gruberi is the source of this 1806-nucleotide messenger RNA. RefSeq lists its product as uncharacterized. Gene Ontology annotation, biological process: mitotic DNA replication initiation; double-strand break repair via break-induced replication; DNA replication. NCBI's taxonomy places the organism in Eukaryota, Heterolobosea, Eutetramitea, Acrasida, Naegleriidae. Gene Ontology annotation, molecular function: ATP binding; single-stranded DNA binding; single-stranded DNA helicase activity. The annotation marks the transcript as partial. The record is from RefSeq and is a predicted model, not a curated record. The transcript has a single exon. Gene Ontology annotation, cellular component: MCM complex; nucleus.
UUGGACGCAGCUCUCUUGAAACAACAUGAUGUUAAAUUGUACAAUAUUUUGGUACAAUUUCCAGAGACUGUCAUUUCUAUUUUCGACGUUGUUAUGGCCGAAGAGUGGCAUAAACUCAAAGGAGAUGAAGCUCAAAUUUCUAUUACUGUUAAUUUGGAUACACUUAAACCAAUGAGAGCUUUGAAUCCUUGCGAUAUCGAUAGACUUGUUGGAAUUCAAGGAAUGGUGACUAGAUUGAGUGAAAUUAUUCCAGAUAUGAGAGGAGCUUAUUUCAAGUGUUCUGGUUGCAGUGCCUCAAAAUAUGUCCCUCUUCAACAGGGAAGAGUUAAAGAACCACCAAAAUGUACAAGUGACACUUGUUCUGGUUCCACUUGGAUUUUAAUACACAACAGAUGUCAAUACUAUGAUAAACAAGUUAUCAAAUUGCAAGAAACUCCAGAAAGCAUUCCUGAAGGUGAAACUCCACAUACUGUCAAUUUGUGUGUUUUUGAUAGUCUUACCGAUAGUGUUAAACCUGGUGACAGAGUUAAAGUAACUGCAAUUUAUAGAGCCAUCCCAAUCAGAAUCAGUUCCAAACAAAGAAAAGUUAAGAAUAUUUUCAAAACAUAUCUAGACGUGUUGGGUUUCGAAAAGAUUGGUAUCAGUGUUAUGAAUGCAGAACUAACUACUGCGGCAGCCAAAAGUUCAUCCUCUCUGGAUGAUGCCAACGAAGAUGAACAACUCUCCAAAUUAAUGAAUAUUACUCCAUUAGAAGAAGCAGAAAUCAAGCUUCUCUCUGAAAAUCCUAAUAUUUAUCAAAUGUUACAAGACUCUAUUGCACCUGGUGUGUUUGAAAUGACCAGUGUUAAAAAGGGAAUACUUUGUCAAUUAUUUGGAGGUACCAAUAAGAAAAUACCGAAUGGUCAACUGAGAGGAGAAAUUCACAUUUUACUUUGUGGUGAUCCUGGUGUGAGUAAGUCGCAACUUUUGAUACAGGUACACAAAAUUGCACCAAGAGGAAUUUAUACAUCAGGUAAAGGAAGUUCAGCUGUUGGUUUGACAGCCUAUGUCACUAAAGAUCCUGAUUCAGGUGAUAUGGUUUUAGAAUCAGGGGCCCUUGUAUUGUCUGAUCUUGGUAUUUGUUGUAUUGACGAAUUUGACAAAAUGUCUGAUCAAACUAGAUCUGUUCUCCACGAAGUCAUGGAACAAUGUACAGUAUCAGUAGCCAAAGCUGGUAUUAUUUGUACCCUUAAUGCUAGAACCUCAAUUUUGGCAGCUGCCAACCCUAAAGAAUCUAGAUACAACUCCAAUCUUUCAAUUGUUGAAAAUAUCCAACUUCCACCUACCCUUUUAUCCCGUUUUGAUUUAAUCUUCCUUCUUCAUGAUACUCCAGAUAGAGAUAGUGACGAAAAGCUAGCCAAACACAUUAUUUCGCUUCACUUUGAUGUUCCAGAACACGACACCUCAACACUGAUACCAAAGGAAUUAUUAGCAAAAUAUAUUGCCUAUGCCAGAAAUCGUAUACAUCCUGUCAUUACAGAUGAUGUGAAACACUAUUUAGUUGAAGGUUAUUUGGGUCUAAGAAAGUUUGGAUCACAUAAGAAGAAUAUCACAGCAACAACCCGUCAGCUCGAAUCUCUUAUUCGUUUAUCUGAAAGUCUUGCCCGUAUGAAACUGAAACAAAAAGUAGAAAGAGAUGACGUAGAAGAGGCAAUGAGGCUUGUGAGAGAGUCCAUUUUCAAAGCUGCCUUUGAUCCAAAGACAGGAACAAUUGAUAUAGAUCUGUUGCAAACUGGUCGUUCUGCUGCAGACAGAGAAUUAAACGAU